UAUUAUUAUUUUGGCGUAGAGGGUGCAUCAUCUAUCUUCCCUUGCACUUUCUCCUCCCAACUUCUACCAGGUUUCUAUACCAAUCCUUUUACUUUUCCCAUGAAAGUAUUUUUAAUAGAGCUACUUUAUUUAUUUAUUUUGGCCCAGAUUUCUCGUUUGCCCAUUAGUGUUCUAAGUAGCUUCUGCACGAUUUGCCGUUGGGAGAAAAAGCACAUGUUGGAAUACAGUGGGCCAAACUCCCAGAGCACAUAAACAUGCUGAACUUCUAGGUGGUGAUGCAGAGGGAGUUAAUUGAAUUGGAGAUGUUGCAAUGAUGUAUGAAGAGUUCAUUUUAUAACUGAGCUAGAAUGAUCUCUAGUACUAUGGUGUCAAUUCACUUCUUAAUUGCAUGCUAUUGACCAAAAAAAUCAAUUCACUUUUCAUAGAGCAGCCAAAUUAAAUAUUUUCAAUAGUCUUCUAUGAUGAACUAAGUCUAUGAUCUAAAUUUCACAUAUUUAAGGUAACUAGAAAAAUAUCUUCCUUUUUUGCAAUAUAUGAAAUAGAAUUUAUCAAUAUGCCCCCAAACAAACCCCUAAACAUCCCCCUCCAUCCCACAAACCUAAACACUCAGAGAACAAGUGUGAAAGAGGUGCUAUAGUCUCAAAAAUGAGUCCCUGUGUGUGUGUGUGUGUGUGUGUGUGUGAAAAGACCAUUAGAGAAGCUAUAACAUGCUUUUUGAACCAGUAGAAAGUAGAUCUAUAAAGUUGGCUUAGAACACAUGGGUCUUAAAUAGUAUAUUAGCAAGUGGAUUAUAAUGACAAAAUCCCCAAAUGCCUGCCUCACAUGUGAAAUCUUUUAUAUGAUGUUGUAUUAAGACUUCUUUUUUCUGUCAUAUUGUUUAGCCCUAGGAAAAAAAAAGAAAACAAAGCAAUUAAAAAGAUUGACAGGUAUGGUUUGUGUGAGACCUAUUUGUAAUUGUCAGGGUGACGUUGGCAAGAGGAGGAGGAGUAAAAACUGAAGCAGGAAAAGCAGCUCGAUGUGUCUGUCUAUCAGUUGAGACUGUCUGAAAGCUCUGGGAUCUGAAUGUGUGUUAUAUUUCACUGAAAAGAGAAGAGAGGGAGAGUGGAUCUCUUUCUCUCCCAGGAGUUUAAAGGGGGGGGGGAACAGUUCAUGUUCAUCUCUCCCACCUAGUGAAUGUCUUCUCUUCGCACCCCUCCCCCCUUUUUGCACACACUUUCCCGACUAAGUGCUGGGAGGAAAAGGAGAGACUGGAUCGACCUCAGUUGUUGCACGAAGAAAAAGCUAUUAUCCGCGCAAUAAAAACAAAUCCACGACCCCUCAACCUAUAGAGGGGAAGAAAAAAAGGGGGAGCGGGAGAGAAAGUUGCGCUUUGAGACUCUUUGAUCUUGGAGAAAGGCUUGAGGGGGGAGUGCCUGAAUUGACCAUCUCGUCGCUGUUGUUUUCUCAAGCUCUACCAAGAAGUGAUUAAAGCAAGAGAGGAAGAAGAAAAAGGAUGGAUCCAUGCUGCAAUUCGAACUGAUCUAUGCGCGCUGCUUUAAAAAAAUACUAUUAUUGUUGUUGUUGCUGAGGAUGGUUUUUCCUGUCUGAAAAUUAUCUCCAACUGCACCUUUCUCUUGCCCGCCGGCGAGAGACACAAGACGAAAGCUGCUUCUGGAUUAAAAAAAAAAUACAUAUAUAUAUAAAUAGGAACUUAUGAGGAGGGCGAGAAGAAACCUCUGUAAAUGAAAACAUUUCCUAAGCAAGUUUUUGGAGUGGUGGCGGCGGCGGAAACAGGCAGCGGCGUGCGGUGUGCCUCCCCCCCACCCCACCUCCACGGCCCCCCUCCGCACCCCGCUCGGUACCGCAGGGAGCUGACCGGGGGGGAGACACCAGCCAAACAGAAGAAAAUACCACCCAGCCAAACCACCAAACUUUUGUUCCCCCCCCUCCUCUUCCUCCUCCUCCUCCUCCUCCUCCUCCACCUCCUCCUGCUCCUGCUCCUGCUGCUGCUGCUGCUGCUGCUGCUGCUAAGCACAACUAGGAGUUGCAUUCUCUUCCCCCCACCCUUCAGUUUUAUAUUCCUCUCCCCCCUUCCCCCCUCCCCCCACGUUUUCCUCCCUAUGUGUAUGUGUUUUGUUUCUUCUGCAUGAAAAGAGUGGGAUUGGAGACGUCCUGCGGAAACUCUCCAGCGGCAGCGGCGGCGGCGGCGGCGGCGGUAGCGGCGGCGGCGGUGGCGGCGGCGGCGGCGGCGGCAUUGGUGGCAGCCUCAACAGCAUGCCGAGGAGAAAGCAGCAAGCACCCCGGCGCUCCGCAGCUUAUGUUCCUGAGGAAGAACUGAAGGCAGCAGAAAUUGAUGAAGAAAGUGUAGAGGAUGAUGGGUUGUCUUUGGACAUACAGGAAAGUGAGUAUUUGUGCAAUGAAGAAACAGAGAUCAAAGAGGCUCAGAGCUAUCAGGACUCUCCAGUAAGCACUGCAACCAAUCAGGAUGCAGGUUAUGGGUCACCAUUCAGUGAAAACAGUGACCAGGUAGCCCAUUUCAAAAACUCUUCAUCUAAAGAAGAGAAAGAGGAUCCUCAGUCAACAGACAGUGCACCCUACCCACAAGACAGUUUGGCACAAAUAAAAGCUGUGUAUGCAAACUUACUCUCUGAAUCCUGUUGGUCUAGUCUAGCCUUGGAUUUAAAGAAAUCCGGUUCGACAACCAGCAACAAUGAAUCCAGCCAGAAUGAGAGCACCACCACUACCACCCCCACCUCUACCACAACCACCAGUACCAGUGCCAGCACCCACAGCACCAGUACCAGUACCCAUACAAGUACGGGCACCAGCACGAGUAGCAGCAGCAACACUGGCAACAGCAACAGUAGCAGCUCUGGGUAUGACUGGCACCAGGCAGCCCUGGCUAAAACUUUACAGCAGACUUCCUCCUAUGGACUCCUCCCAGAGCCAAGCCUUUUUAGCACGGUACAGCUUUAUCGGCAGAACAACAAACUGUAUGGAUCGGUAUUCACGGGUGCUAGUAAAUUCCGAUGCAAAGACUGCAGCGCUGCCUAUGAUACCCUGGUGGAGCUCACAGUGCACAUGAACGAGACCGGACACUACCGUGAUGACAACAGAGAUAAGGACUCAGAAAAGACCAAGAGAUGGUCCAAGCCCAGGAAGCGAUCGCUGAUGGAGAUGGAGGGCAAGGAAGAUGCCCAGAAAGUACUGAAAUGUAUGUACUGUGGGCAUUCCUUUGAAUCUUUGCAAGACCUGAGUGUCCACAUGAUAAAAACAAAGCAUUACCAGAAAGUGCCUCUGAAGGAACCAGUGCCGGCCAUCACCAAGCUGGUCCCUUCUACCAAAAAACGAGCACUUCAGGACUUGGCUUCGCCUUGUUCACCUGAGCCAACAGGGAUUGCGGCAGAAGUGGCGCUGACAGAAUCGGGGAAAGAUCAGAAAACUGCAAACCCGUAUGUGACGCCGAAUAAUCGUUAUGGCUACCAGAAUGGUGCUAGCUACACUUGGCAGUUUGAGGCUCGCAAAGCCCAGAUCCUGAAAUGCAUGGAGUGUGGCAGUUCCCAUGAUACCUUGCAGCAGCUGACUGCCCACAUGAUGGUCACUGGCCAUUUUUUGAAAGUGACAACCUCAGCCUCCAAGAAAGGAAAACAGCUAGUGUUAGAUCCUGUGGUCGAAGAAAAGAUUCAAUCUAUACCCUUGCCACCCACCACACAUACCCGGCUACCUGCUUCCAAUAUUAAAAAGCAGCCCGACUCUCCUGCAGGAUCGACAACUUCUGAAGAGAAGAAGGAGCCAGAAAAGGAGAAAGUCCCCCCUGCCAGUGAAGCAGAUAAGAAGAUUAAAGAGGAGAAUGAGGACUCCUCGGAAAAAUUUGAGACAACCACUGUUUAUCAGUACCUGCGAGAGGAGGACUUGGAUGAUAGCCCUAAGGGUGGGAUCGAUAUAUUAAAAUCUCUAGAGAACACAGUGACCACUGCUAUCAGCAAGGCUCAGAAUGGAGCACCCUCCUGGGGAGGAUACCCUAGCAUCCACGCCGCCUACCAGCUCCCAGGAACAGUGAAACCUCUUCAGCCCGCUGUACAGAGUGUGCAAAUGCAACCCUCCUAUGCCAGCAGUGUCAAGUCCCUAUCUUCAGAGCACAAUGCACUAGUCCAUUCUCCGGGUAGUCUCACCCCCCCACUUCAUAAAAGCAAUGUGUCUGCUAUGGAGGAAUUGGUGGAAAAGGUGACAGGUAAAAUCAGUGUGAAGAAGGAGGAGAAACCGGUGGAAAAGGAGAAGAGUUCUCCACCUAAGCCCACAUCUCCUGUCGCGAAAGAGAAUAAGGAUUUCCCCAAAUCCGAGGAAGUUAACAAACCACAGCAGAAGAAGAGUCCUGAUGCGGACCUGCAGAAGGCCAAAAAGGACAGUCCAGCAGAAGCUCAUACCCCCAAUGGUACGGAGCCUCUCAAAGUAAAAGUCACCAAUGGCUGUAAUAAUCUUGGGAUUAUCACAGAUCAUUCACCUGAGCCAUCUUUCAUUAACCCACUGAGUGCUUUACAAUCCAUUAUGAAUACCCACUUGGGCAAAGUUUCUAAACCUGUCAGCCCUUCUUUAGACCCCCUGGCAAUGCUGUAUAAAAUUAGCAACAGUAUGUUGGACAAGCCUAUCUACCCUGCCACCCCCGUCAAACAGGCUGAUGCCAUCGACCGGUACUACUAUGAAAACAGCGACCAGCCCAUUGACUUGACCAAGUCCAAAAACAAACCCCUCGUUUCCAGCGUAGCUGACUCCGUCUCGUCGCCCCUUCGGGAAAGUGCACUGAUGGACAUCUCUGACAUGGUGAAGAACCUCACGGGUCGCCUGACGCCCAAGUCUUCGACCCCUUCCACGGUGUCCGAGAAAUCCGACGCUGAUGGGAGCAGCUUCGAGGAGGCUUUGGAUGAACUGUCCCCCGUCCACAAGAGGAAGGGGCGGCAGUCUAACUGGAACCCUCAGCAUUUGUUGAUCCUUCAAGCUCAGUUCGCCUCCAGCUUACGAGAGACUCCCGAAGGGAAAUAUAUUAUGUCAGACUUGGGUCCACAGGAACGGGUGCACAUCUCUAAGUUUACUGGUCUUUCCAUGACCACCAUUAGCCAUUGGCUGGCCAAUGUGAAGUAUCAGUUAAGGAGGACAGGUGGAACUAAAUUCCUAAAGAACCUAGACACGGGGCAUCCUGUUUUCUUUUGCAAUGAUUGUGCCUCUCAAUUCAGGACUGCUUCUACAUACAUAAGUCAUCUAGAGACACACUUGGGCUUUAGCUUGAAGGAUCUGUCCAAGUUGCCACUCACUCAGAUUCAAGAACAGCAGAAUGUUUCAAAAGUCCUCUCAAACAAAACUUUGGGCACACUGGGAGUUGCUGAGGAGGACUUGGGCUCCACAUUCCAGUGUAAGCUCUGUAACCGGACUUUUGCAAGCAAACAUGCAGUCAAACUGCACCUUAGUAAAACACAUGGCAAAUCCCCUGAGGACCACCUGAUCUAUGUAACUGAAUUAGAAAAACAAUAGUGUCCAGGUAUGCAAGUGACCAUGGGAACAUUGCACUAAAACUUCUGAAUAGUACUGCACUAGGCCUGAUCUGAGCCUCUGAAAUCAGUCUUACUUUUGUUGUUGAACUGCCUAUCUGGACCUUGGUUUUUCUUACACAUAUUUUGUAGUUCUAUUUAUAUGCUCUUUGUCUGAUCUGUGCAUGUUUGUUUUUUUUUGUUUUUUUUUUGGUUGGGUUUUUUUUUUGGUGAGUCAAAGUCUGACCUUUAUUUUCAACAUCUGUUCUUGAUGUUAAGCUAUCUUUUGUAGGAUAUAGUGGGACACACUAUUCAGAGACAUUAAUUUAGCCGUAAAGAAAGACACAAAUAACAAUGAUAAAAAAGACAUCCUAAAAUUACAAAGUUGCCAUGACAAUAAAGGUCAUAGAACCUAGUAAUGUCAAAUUUAACCCUUUGAGGACUGUAAUAGCAUUUCUGUGCCUUUUCCAAAAAAAAAAAAGGCUUAAAGGCAUAUUUCAUUCAGAUCAAAAGCUGUGUCAGACACAAAACUUAUUUAAUAAUUAAAAAAAAACUAAUAAGCUUUUUUAUUCAGAACUGGUUUGUGAAGAAAACAUGCAUGCAGCUGUUGGAAGAUAGAAAGCUAUCUAGUACUCAUGGGGUUAGGAAGCUACAACUGUACAAGUUUAAACAAAAAUCAGACCCUAGUUGCCACUAUGCCCAAACCCUCUGGAUGCUGAAAAAUGCCACUUUUGGCAAAAAAAAAAAAUAAAGUAUGCAAGCUGUUAUUUAAAAAAAUGUGUAAAAAUGCUAUUUCUUUUUUCCUGUAAAAUACUGCAGUUUAUAGUUAUUUACAAAUGUAAGCUUUGGUACAAGCUGACCUUUCUAUAGCGUGCUGCAUUGGUAAAUGAAAAAAAAAAACCUGGGGCAAAUGUUGGAGUCUUUUCCUUGUAAAUUGCCAGCAUCAGCUUAAACUACUACAUGUUACAUAUCGUACCAUUUUAAACUGUUCAACUUUCUUUGUACCUUCUGGCUGUAUGCUUUUCUCUUUUAACUUUUUAUAUUGUCAUUUUAUAUUCAAUUUCUGUGUAUAUAAUGUAAAACCACAAUUUUUGAAUAAAAUUUAGUUCCUGCAGCUUGAUUUAAAGAGAGAAAUUUUACUGGCACCUGCAUCUUUCCAGAUGCAUGUUCUUAAAGGGACUAUCAGACAAAAAUAAAUAAAAUAAAGCAAGCAAUGCACUAUUAAUUAUACAUUUUGAUGUUCUAUCAUUAAUAUUGUACAGUACAUUUUGGUUCACACAAUUAAAUCCACUUGUUUCUCAAAUGUAAAAUAAACCCACAUACAGUUCUUGAUUUA
Molecule: messenger RNA, 6834 nt
Organism: Monodelphis domestica (gray short-tailed opossum)
Lineage: Eukaryota; Metazoa; Chordata; Mammalia; Didelphimorphia; Didelphidae
Gene: TSHZ1
Product: teashirt zinc finger homeobox 1
Biological process (GO): regulation of transcription by RNA polymerase II
Cellular component (GO): nucleus
Molecular function (GO): DNA binding; DNA-binding transcription factor activity, RNA polymerase II-specific
Source: RefSeq, a predicted model, not a curated record